AUUCUCACUUGCUAUUUAACCUUCCCCACUCCUUGGCAUUUAGGCAGUCUUGGCCUCCACUUAUCUUCCGCCGAAGGUGGAUCUGCUCCGUUGGUGACAAGAGUGAUUCGCUUCUCCCCAGCUGCUAUGGCCGGAAUCGAGCCUGGUGCUCGUCUAAUCGGUCUUGAAGAUCGCCUUCUUUUGUUGCCAGCACAUUCGGCCUCGCAGCCUAUUACAAAUACACCGGACACCGAAGUUAAUCCGAGCGAAUUAUACGAGUAUCAAAGGCGACAGACGGCGGCAGCAGAGGCGGUGGUUGCUCAGAUUGAGACGGCUUGGCUUGAAAGAUGCAAAGAGGCGGCCCGAUUAUUGCUAGUAGGCAAAAGCGAUAUGGGGGAAGGAAUCAAGCCAAUCAGUCUAACUGUAAUCAGCCCUUGCAAGUCACCAUCGCGUUCCGUUGACAAGAGCUGCCUUAGAGCCGGCUCUCUGACCGUCCGUCCGAGUUAUACCCGAUCUGGUCUUGAGUCGGGACCUGUUCGUUCUCCGUCACUGGUUCCUCUAUCGGCUCAGCUCACAGGCCUCCGAAUGGGCUCAAACUCGGAACCAUUUGUUGCAACCUCUGAUCAUUUAACCAAAAGUGCGUCCGGCUCUAGGGAUUACGUAAGCAGGACCCUGCCAAUUAAGGCAAGGAAGACUUCGACAGUCCCGGAUAGUGGCUUGGUUGAAUCCACAACCACUGGAUCAAACCUGAGAUCUGGUCCUCUUAACUACGCUACACCGCCUACUGACUUCGGCCAAAAAACCAGCAAAAAUUCCUUCACAUCCAUUUUCUCUUCCGGGCGUCACCAAUCAACCAGCAAGUCUGGAUUGCCUCAGCGCCACUUUUCAAAUACUAACCGUUCAAAAGCUAAGCUCCAUAAUUCAAACUAUGGAGGUCUCAAAUAUGGCGGACUUGAAAACCCCAGCAGUACUGCAUAUCAGACCGAAUUGCCUGUUGAUUGGGAUACUCUACUUAACUCGUCUCCAUGCGUCAACGGUUCUCAUAAUGCUCCCCGGAAUAUCCCGCUCUACCAAGAUGAUCUGGAGACAGGCCUUGCAACUAGCUUGGUUGCAACCGCUGAUACACGGAACUGUGGCACAUCACCGGAUGAGAAAGCAUAUAUGUUAGCUAAGGGACGCCGCAAGUUUCAAUCUCCCGAUAGGGUAGCAGAACAGCACAGCUACACCGACGUCUGGCAACGAUCAUCGAAGGUCGCCUCUGUACCCGAGGAUAGAAAGCCUCUUUAUCUGGCUGAUGUUCACGCGAACAUCUCUCCUCUAGAGCCACAUCCUUCGACUCGGGCACCCGAAAACUUGGCUUCUGGUCGAUCAAAUUACCGCGAUUUAUCCGAGGAGAAGGGUAUGUCGGAUGCUUCUUGCCCGUCUGUGGGGAUUGGCUUUGAUGGUCGCCAUCUGACAUCUGGAAAAACGAAUGAGCAGUUAGCUGAGGAGGAUUUUCAGGAGCAUCAGAACCGUUAUAGGCGCGAAAGUGGAAGCGACGGGUACAAACCAACCUUGGAACCAUACUUUGACCAAUUUGAUCACCAUGGUUGUGUCUUAGAACAAGACUUGGCCUCAUCCAGCAGCUCGGAGUUAGCUAAUGUCGUACAUGGCAACGAGAAUAGCUUUUCGGAUGCUCACAAUCUUCACAUACAAGAGUUUGAAACUGUGACUGAUGCUUAA
Molecule: messenger RNA, 1701 nt
Organism: Protopolystoma xenopodis
Lineage: Eukaryota; Metazoa; Platyhelminthes; Monogenea; Polystomatidea; Polystomatidae
Source: the annotation of a GenBank genome assembly